Messenger RNA from Yamadazyma tenuis ATCC 10573, 2585 nucleotides. The record is from RefSeq and is a predicted model, not a curated record. Lineage: Eukaryota; Fungi; Ascomycota; Pichiomycetes; Serinales; Debaryomycetaceae.
AUCUUCAACACGUCAACGACAUCAAACACAUAAUGGCGUCCGAAUACAUCUACGACGAAGAAGGCGAUGUGUGGCCCUACUUCGUGUUGGCAAUUCUCACGUUCAUUCUCGUUCCUUUGACCGUCAAGUAUCUCGCUCGAAUCGUGUCCAAAAGUGAUCCUGUGUCCUACAAUAAGCUGGUGAAGGGAUCUAUCUCAGACAACCAUGACACCUUGAAGUUGAAUCAUAACAGCAUCAAGACGUUCCAGAAGGCUCAAACAAGUGACAGAAUCCUCAACAAGACGUUGGUGGUGUUGAUUGUGGGCUGGGCAGUGGUGUUCUAUGUGGCCACCAACUUGACCAAACUCGCCGACAUGUCAGGCCUUUUUGAUCCCUACGAAAUUUUGGGGAUUUCUUCGUCAGCCAGUGACAAGCAGAUCAAGAGCCACUACAGAAAGAUGUCCUUGAAGUUUCACCCGGACAAAAUGCCCAAGGACUUAACUGAAGUUGAAAAGGAAGCGUUUGAACAAGCGUAUAUUAGGUUGACCAAGGCUUACAAGGCUUUAACUGAUGAGGUCACCAGAGAAAACUACUUGAAGUUCGGCCAUCCUGAUGGAAGACAAGAUACCACUCACGGAAUCGCAUUGCCCAAGUUCUUGGUGGAAGGAAAGUUUUCUCCAUUCAUGAUUGUUUUCUAUUUCAUCUUGGUGGGGGUCUUAUUGCCGGUGAUGGUGGGUUCUUGGUGGAGCAAUGUCAAGUCCCACACCUCCAAGGGUUUACAUGUGGACACUGCUGCGUUGUUUGUCAAGUAUUUAACUGAUAAGAACCCCGGCAAGGUGAUUACGCCUUUUAGUUUGUUGGACUUAUUGUGUGGUUCGCAUGAAAUCAAGCAUGAUUUCAACCACUUAUCGCUUGUCCAAAUCAAAGACUUGCUCACCGAGUACAUGAAGCGUGAAACCAACAGUGAUGCCAAGUUGGAGCUCGAUAAGUUGAAGAUUGUUAAUGUCGUUCCCAAAUUAAUCGUAGGGUUCAUUGAAAUUGCGGUGGUUUUCAGACAAUCAGAUGUUGUGCUUGUGGCGUUGGACUUGGAAAAGUCCAUUAUCCAAGCCGUCAAGCCAACCGGUAAGUACAAAGACUUGUUGCAGUUGCCAUAUGUUGAUCCUCAAGUGGUGGAAAAGCAGACGGUAAAGAAGUUAGGAAAGUUAUUCACCAAGGACGUCGAUGCCGCUGAAGUGUUGGGAAUAAAGGAUGAGGUCAAGUUGGCCAAGGCCAAGGAAGUGGCCCAGAAAAUCGCCAGCUUAAGAAUCAUCCAAAGCGAAUUUGUUGUUCCUGGAGAAAAAGUUGUUCCUCCAGUAUCCAAGGCACACCUAUCAUUAAAGUUUUUGAUCAAGUCACCUGCGUUGAAGUCAUGUCCCGACCUCAACCCCGACUUGUUAAAGGAUGAAGAGACCAUCGAAUACAUGAAAGAUCCUUCUUCAAUUAACUCUACCCAACCUCAAUUGCCAUUUAGUUACUGCCCUUAUUUCCCCAAUGACAUUGUGAAUAGCUGGUCCGGGGUUUUGAUCAACCAGAGAGACAACAAGUUGGUGGAAGGUAGCAGCAUCAUCAAGUUGACCAAUGCCGACUUGAGUAACGUUAGUCUUGAUCAAGACGCUUGGAUCAAAGGUAACAACGUUGUGAUUGGAACGUUGAACGUUCCGUUGACCCAGCCAACACCACAAGCGGUAGGGACGUAUCCUUUUCGAUUGGUGUUGAAGAACAACGCGUAUUUCGGAGUCGAUGUGGAUCUUCCCUUGUUUUUGGAAGUAAAACACCCAGCUCCCUCCGCCAUUGACAAAGACAAAUUGAUGGGAAUCAGCAAAAAGGAUGAAGACAGCGACGAAGAUAAAGAGGAAGAAACCGAAAACGACGAUGACGACGAAAGUAUUUUCACCGACAUCAAUACCGAUACCGAGGACGAGGAUGAAGAUGAGACCGUCCCCUCCAAAUAGUCUAAUUGUCUAUAGAUACUUAGAUACACACAUAAUUCAUAUCUUUUCAGUUACACCUUCAAGUAGAGCAAAUAUGCGUCUGGAGACUCCAAUCCUUGAAGCUUAUAGUAGUCCUUAACAAGCAGCUUCUGCUCGAACCCGUGCUUCUCGUACCACUCGAGAGCGUGGGUGUUGGUCACGUGGACAUGCACACACACAUCAUGAAUGUAUUUCUGCUUGGUCUGGUCGAUGACAUGAUCCAAGAGCUGUUUACCAACCCCCAAGUUUUGGUACGCCGUCAACACCGCGAGCGUCUCGAUGUACACAACGUUGGGAACCAUCUUGGGUACGAGCUUAGCGCCCACGGCGCUGUCGAAAGUGGCCAAGUCACUGGAUAAAUUGAGUGGUUUGGCCUUAACACCGCCCACUGGUAACUCGGAAAAGAAGGCAAGCUUGACUAUUUGGUCUGAGUUAAGCGCCUCCUUAUACCAGGCCUCACUGUAUGAGGUGGGAAGGCUGACCUGGUUGAUUUUCUUGAACGUUCCCAAGUUGUUGGCAGUCACAUCGUCUAACGAAGUGAUGGAUCUAGCCAUGAUGGUGGUAAUUUUCAGAUUUGGCAGCGCGACUCAAAGAAUA